This is a messenger RNA of Nyctereutes procyonoides (raccoon dog), 5302 nucleotides long. RefSeq names its product CDC42 effector protein 2 (gene CDC42EP2). The coding region runs from base 447 to 1091 and encodes 214 amino acids. The transcript has 2 exons. Lineage: Eukaryota; Metazoa; Chordata; Mammalia; Carnivora; Canidae. The record is from RefSeq and is a predicted model, not a curated record.
CUCUGUGGGUUCACAGCCCGGAUCGUGUCCCAGAGCCGCUCCGUCCAGCACUCGAGCUGUCGUAGCCCGCGGGUUCACCGCCUGCGCGCCUCAAGCCCCCAAGAAGACACCUACGAGAACAAGACCUGAGAGCAUCGCUGCAUAUGAGAGCUCCACCUUUCUGCUGCUGACUUUCCAGAUCCAUUUCAACUCUUUUGGGAGAAAGUGAUUUUUGUUGUCUCAGCCUUCUGACUUCAUUGACUAUUAAUCUUUCUUUUUCUCAUUCCUUGGGCCAACUUCGAUCACAUUCCACACCAUAGUCUUAGUCCUUUGGUAGGUUUCUGUGUCAGGAAACCACGCUCAGGGUGUCUCUGGCCGAGGUGGUACGAGGAGGCAGCAGGAGGCUUCUGUCCCCACGGGUGCACUGUCCCCAGCCCCAGGAGCCAGGCCGGGGCACCGAGAUCACCAUGUCCACCAAGGUGCCCAUCUAUCUGAAGCGUGGCAGCCGCAAGGGCAAGAAGGAGAAGCUGCGGGACCUGCUGUCUUCAGACAUGAUCAGCCCGCCACUGGGGGACUUCCGACACACCAUUCACAUUGGCAGUGGCGGUGGCAGUGACAUGUUCGGCGACAUCUCCUUCCUGCAGGGCAAGUUCCACCUCCUGCCGGGGACGGUGGUCGAGGGACCUGAGGAGGAUGGCUCCUUGGACCUCCCCUUCCAGUUCACCCGCACUGGCACGCUGUGUGGGCGUGAGCUGCCCGACGGGCCGUCCCCUCUGCUCAAGAAUGCCAUCUCCCUCCCUGUCAUUGGAGGGCCCCAGGCCCUCACCCUGCCCACCACCCAGGCCCCACCCAAACCCCCGCGCCUGCACCUGGAGAUCCCACAACCUUCCCCGCAGCCUUCCCCACAGGAGGCAGGGAGUGUGGACAUCUGGAGGAUUCCAGAGGCUGGCUCUGUGCACAAUGGGCUGACCCCUGAGUUGGGGGCCGAGGAGCCCUUCCUGUCCCAUGCCAGCUCCCUGCUCUCCCUGCAUGUGGACCUGGGGCCUUCUAUCCUGGACGACGUCCUCCAGAUCAUGGACCAGGACCUGGGCCAUAUGCAGAUCCCCACGUAGGACCAAGGCUGGCCAGGCCAGGAGAUCAGGAUGGAGUGAAUGUUAGAAGGCAGAGGGUGGCUGCAGCCCUGGCCUAGAUGUCGGGACCCCGAAGUCCCACGGUGUGGUCUCUGGCCAGUGAUUUCUUUCUUUGAGCCUUUGUUUCCCUGCCUCCCAGCCUCUCCCCAGGGGCAGUGUGCCUUACUGCUUUCCCCUAAAACCCCCUGAGGACACCUGCGGAAGUCAGCCCAAAGUGCUCUGAGCAUCUUGGGCCAGCUGGACCCCCAACUCCUCCUCCUGCCCUCACAUCCCUUGGAUGAAGGUGCUGUCAAGGUGGACUCCUCUUCCCACCUGACUUCUGCCUCAGCCCCAUGGGAGUUUGGAGGCAGGGGAAGCAGGGCACAGCCAGCCAAACCUUUGGCUCCUUGUUCUGGACUAGGAACAUGGCAUCAGUGACCAAAUGUCCCUCUGCCCCACCCUCUCACAUGUCAGGAAUUCUGGUGGCAAUAAAACUUGCUGCUGCUGGUAGUCACACUCCCCACACCCUUAACCUAGGUUCCCUCCUGAAAACAGACCCAUCUCUAUGACCUGGGCUCACCUUGGGAAAGACCCCAACCUCAGAAGUCUUCGUGCCCUUUGAAAUCUUCUACCUGAUUCCAAGCCCAUAGUAAAGAGGGAGCAGGAACAACCCAAAUGGCAACUGGGGCAAUUACAACAUUGCUUCUGGUUUACAAGAGGUGGCUGAGAGCUGGUGUAAGUCAGGUGCCGUCCCCAGGCUGCUGGGGUCUAUUGGGGAGACCCGAGCAUGAAAGAAUAACCCCAAGGCCUAGUGCAAGGAACCAGCAGCUUCUCCAGCUUCAGAGGACUAAAGGAGCACACAGGAGGGAGGACCCCUGCCCGGGGCUGAGAGGGAUCCAACAGCGCUCAUCAGCACUACUUAGUGAGCAUUUACAGGGUACUCAAGGAUGUUCCAGGUGCUGGGGAUAUCAGGCAGACUCAAUCCCUGCUCUCCUGUAGCUUAUAUUCUAGUAGGAAAAGAUGUUCAAUUUGUAAGCAAGUAAGAUGAUUUCCAAUUUUGUUGAACACCAUGAAGAUAAUGAGAUCAGGAAUUCCUGGGGUGGAGGUGCAGCUGGUAUCAGGGCCCAUUAGGAUGGUCAGGUGUGACUCUGAGCCAAGCCUGAAGGCUAAGAUAUGCUUGUGCAUAAGCAAAGGCCCUGAGGCACCAAAAUGAAUGACAGAGGAGCCUCCAUGUGGUGAAAAGAGCAUAGAUCUCGGAGUGAUCUAAUCUGUAUGAAACUCAGUUUUUCCAUCUCUAAAACAGAGUCAAUGGUACCUACCUUGCAGGGUUGUGGGAAAAAUUAGGGACAACGUUUAUGAAUUGCCACGUGGAAGGUAUUCAAAAGUGGCUGUGGACAUGAAGGAAGGGGCUUGGGAAAGGCAGGACUGUGAAGCUGGAAAAGCAGGUUGGCGUCUGCUGGGAAUAGCUUUGCUUGCAAAGCUAAGGAGAAAAUGGGGAGCUAGAAGGAUUUUAGCAGGAGAAGCAUGUGGUCAGAUCCAGGUUUUAGAAGGAUCACCACCCAGGCCAAUGGAUGAUGGACCAUAGGUCAGAAAGGAGGAAGCCAUUGCAGGAUGUGGAGGCCAGGACGGGCCAGGGACAGUGGGGACAGAGGACGGGACAGUGUUAAGGUGGGGGUUGUGUCUGAUUGGUACAGACCACGGAGGGGGGCCAGAGGCAAGUUCAAGUCUUGGUCUCCCCUUCUUCCAUUCUCUGCUAAUUCUUCUCCAUCCUUCUGACCCUGCGAAUCCAAGCCUCCCACCUUGCCCCCAGUCUUUCCUGCCUCCAGCCUCUGUGUCGAUGUCAUAGUGGGGAAUUUGAAUUUGACCAGGAGGCAUUUUGUUGGCCACAGGGCUAUGAGUGUGUGUGUUAAAAUAUAUACAAUAUGAAAUUUACCAUUUUAACCAUGUUUUAAGUGUAUGAUUCAGUGCCAUAAAGUACAUAUUUUGCAACCAUCACCACCAACCAUUCCAGAACUUUUUUUAUCUUCCCAAAGUGAAACUCCAUACCCAUGAAACACUAAUUUCCCCUUUCCUUCCCCCAGCCCCUGGCAACCACCAUCUACCUCCUGUCUCUAUGAACCUGACUACUCUGGAGACCUGAUGUAAGUGGAGUUACACAGUAUUUGUCCUUUGGUGACUGGCUUAUUUCGUUUAGCCUGACGUCUUCAAGGUUCAUCCACCCUGCAAUGUGUGUUGGAAUUUCCUUCUUUUAAAGGCUGAAUAAUAUUCUAUUAUCUACCUUUACCACCUUCUGUUUAUCCACUCAUCCAUCAAUAGACACCUGGUUGCUUCUACCUUCAGGCUAUUAUUGUGAACAACGCUGCUAUGAACAUGAGUGUACAAAUAUCUGUUUGAGUCCUUGCUUUUAAUUCUUUUGAAUAUAUAUGCAGAAGUAGAAUUGCUGGAUCAUACUAUGGUAUGACAUACUGUCAUUCUAUAUUUAAUUUCUUGAGGAACCACCAUACCAUUUUCCAUAGAAGCUUCAUUAUGUUAUAUCCCCACCAAACUUUGUCUUUUUAAUCUGAAAAUUUUGCCAUCACUUAGAGAUUAGGGAUUUCACUAUCAGUAGUGGGAUUUUAUUUUUUUUUAAGAUUUUAUUUAUCUAUGAGAGACACACAGAGAGAGGCAGAGACGUAGACAGAGGGAAAAGCAGGCUCCUCACAGGGAGUCCCAUGCAAGACUCGAUCCCUGACUCCAUCCCUGGACCUGGGAUCACACCCUGAGCUGAAGGCAGACGCUCAACUGCUGAGCUACCCAGGUGUCCCAGUAGUGGGAUUUUAACCCAGGCCCGUGCCUCUACCUGACUACAACCCCCUCCUCCAACAGGGUUUCCACCUUAGCCCCUGGGAAAGUGUGAGGGCAAAGCAAGAGGAGCCGAAGCCCAGCAGCUCCUUGCCUGCAGGCUACCUCUCUGUGCUUAAAAGGCUUGUCCCUUCUGCCUUGGAAAGGGGAGACAAGAAAAAAGGAAACCCUCCUUAGAGCUCUACCCAGCUGGAAGACCACACCUUCACCCUGGACCUGAGCUGAGGUCAGGGUAGCCAUGCCUGUCUUGGUUCCCCUGGAACCAUUCCUCACCCACCCUGCAUCAGGGACCCAAGGGCUCUGGGAAACCACUCAGGGCUGCUGUGUCAAGCUGGAAAAAGGGGCCUAGGCAGGGGACCUGAAGCGUCAGAUGAACUAAAUUAGGAAUACUUGUGAGACACCUGGGUGGCUCAGUGGUUGAGCAUCUGUCUUUGGCUCAGGUCGUGAUCCCAGGGUCCUGGGGUGGAGUUCCACAUCAGGCGACCUGCAGGGAGCCUGCUUCUCCCUCUGCCUGUGUAUCUGCCUCUCUCUGUGUUUCUCAUGAAUAAACAAAAUCUUUUUUAAAAUUAAAAAACUAGGAAUACUUGCUUGCACCAAAGUAGCCAUGGAUGAACAGAAGGAUCUUUCCUCUUCAGUUUGUACAGUACUACCCGGGCACUGUGCCCUACAAACACCACCCACAAAAAGGAAUUCCCAAAAAUAGGAACAGAAGCUGUGGGGUGGCCAAAGAAAUGUCUGAUGCCCCUAUAGUCUACUGUUUUAAAUGCCCAACAUCCAUGCAGUACUUACUAUAAACGUAAGAUAAUAUAAGCCUCCCUAGUAUAAUGCAUCUACUCUUCUUUCUGUCAAAAAUAUAUUCACACACACACACACACAAAAUAUAUACAUAUAUAUAUAUAUAUAUACACACACACAUACAUAUAUGUAUCUAUUUACUCUUCUUCCAAAGGGAGACAACUCAAAAUCUUGCCAAUGAUCAUAUCCACUUACAAGUCCAGGAUUCCCAGGUGUUUUGUUUGGGGUUUUUUUUUGCAAUUUUUUUUUACCAACCCAUCACAAUGUUUUGCAAACUAUGAACCAUGCUGUAAAGUUAGUUACCUCCAAUACAUCCUAUAUUUGGAAGUGGAAAGGAGAGAAGAAUGGGAAAAUUAAAAUAUGUAAAAAUAUACUUGACACAGCAAGAAGAGAAGUAUCUGUAGAAGCUACAAACUUUGGGACGCCUGGGUGGCUCAGUGGUUGAACGUCUGCCUUCGGCUCAGGGUGUGAUCCUAGAGUCCCGGGACAGAGUCCCCACAUCGGGGUCCCUGCAUGGAGCCUGCUUCUCUCUCUGCCUGUGUCUCUGCCUCUCUCUCUCUCGGUCUCUCUGUCUCUGU